AUGGGAGAGCUGUUGGUGGAGGUCGUCGUUCUCCUCCUCAAGGGGUUUCUAGUCUCGGUGGAUCUUCUCCUGCUGGCAGUGCAGCCAGUGAUGCAGAAGCUGGGAGACCUGCGAAGAUCAUGGGGAGUAAGAAACAUUCUGCACCUGAAGAAGGAGGAGAAGAAGAAGAAGAAGGUUGUGGUGAUCGGAGCUUCGUUCGCAGGGCUGGAGGCGUCUCGACACCUUUCAAAGCAUGCGGAGGUGACGAUAAUCGAAGAGCGAUCGUUCUUCGAGUACACACCUGGAGUCCUGAGAUGCUUCGUUGACCCGCAACACUUCUACUCCCUCGCUUGCUCCCUACACCUCCCCCCUUGCCAAAUCGUCACAGGUCAUGUGACUGACGUACAAGCGAAGCAGGUCGUAGUUGAGUUUGAUCAUGGCGGCGAGAAACAAGUCAGAGAGAUUCCCUUCGAUUAUUGUCUGCUAGCCAUGGGCUCCUCGUACAACGGAGCGAUUAGGCCUAGGAGGGAGGAAAAGACCAUGUCCUGCCGAGCGAUGACGUGGAUGCAUGAGAACAGCAAGCUUCAACAAGCUCCUUCUGCUCUCGUCGUUGGCGCUGGUCUGGUUGGCGUCGAGCUCGCGGCGGAGAUCAUUGCUGUGUAUCCGAGCAAGAGAGUGACGCUGGUGUAUGGCACGCAAGUAUGA
Guillardia theta CCMP2712 is the source of this 684-nucleotide messenger RNA. RefSeq lists its product as hypothetical. Lineage: Eukaryota; Cryptophyceae; Pyrenomonadales; Geminigeraceae. The transcript is spliced from 4 exons. The coding region runs from base 1 to 684 and encodes 227 amino acids. The record is from RefSeq and is a predicted model, not a curated record. Gene Ontology annotation, cellular component: cytoplasm. Gene Ontology annotation, molecular function: flavin adenine dinucleotide binding; electron-transferring-flavoprotein dehydrogenase activity.